Cydia strobilella is the source of this 2714-nucleotide messenger RNA. It is a transcript of the gene Pgd, whose product is annotated as 6-phosphogluconate dehydrogenase, decarboxylating. The record is from RefSeq and is a predicted model, not a curated record. NCBI's taxonomy places the organism in Eukaryota, Metazoa, Arthropoda, Insecta, Lepidoptera, Tortricidae. Gene Ontology annotation, cellular component: cytosol. The transcript is spliced from 12 exons. Gene Ontology annotation, molecular function: phosphogluconate dehydrogenase (decarboxylating) activity; NADP binding. Gene Ontology annotation, biological process: pentose-phosphate shunt, oxidative branch; pentose-phosphate shunt. The coding region runs from base 123 to 1574 and encodes 483 amino acids.
AUGCUUGACAUUUUUGACAUUGGGAUGAGUGGCGAGUGCCCUUUCGGCUUUCGGUCAGCAAAGUAGCUAGCGGAAUAUAUUUUAUAAGUGUAAUAUUUCCGAAGUGUUAAAUCGUUUAAGACAUGGCAGAACCAAAAGCUGACAUUGCCCUCAUUGGGUUGGCUGUGAUGGGCCAGAAUAUCAUCCUCAACAUGGAUUCUAAAGGAUUUGUAGUUUGUGCAUUUAACAGAACAGUUGCCAAGGUGGAUCAAUUUCUUGCUAAUGAAGCAAAAGGAACAAAAAUUAUUGGAGCUAAAUCCUUAGAAGACAUGGUUGCAAAACUCAAAAAGCCAAGAAAAAUUGUCAUUUUGGUAAAAGCUGGGUCAGCAGUGGAUGAAUUUGUUUUAAAAUUGGUUCCACUAUUGGAGAAAGGUGAUAUAAUAAUAGAUGGUGGUAACUCUCAAUACAUGGACACACAGCGCUGGUGCAAGGAGCUGAAGCCCACUGGGAUCCACUAUGUGGGAAUGGGUGUGAGUGGGGGGGAAGACGGCGCCCGGUACGGCCCGUCGCUGAUGCCCGGCGGCCAUCCGGCCGCCUGGCCCCACGUCAAACCGAUAUUCCAGGCUAUCUGCGCUAAAGCGAACAACGAGCCCUGCUGUGACUGGGUGGGCGAGGAUGGCGCCGGCCACUUCGUGAAGAUGGUGCACAACGGCAUUGAGUAUGGCGACAUGCAACUCAUCUGUGAAGCCUACCAUCUUAUGAAAGACAUUUUAGGUAUGGAUCAAGGUGAAAUGGCGCGUGUAUUUGAAGAGUGGAACAAAGGCGAAUUAGACUCGUUCCUUAUUGAAAUCACAAGAGAUAUUCUCAAUUUCAAGGAUUCUGAUGGUAAAUACUUGCUGCCGAAGAUCCGCGACUGCGCGGGUCAGAAGGGCACGGGCAAGUGGACGGGUAUCAGCGCGCUCGAGUACGGCGUGCCGGUCACUCUCAUCGGCGAGGCCGUGUUCGCGCGCUGCCUGUCCGCGCUCAAAGAGGAGCGAGUGAAGGCGAGCGGUGUGCUGGCCGGCGCGGCGGGCAAGUUUACGGGCGAUAAGAAGGCGUUCCUGGAGCACCUGCGCAAGGCGCUGUACGCCAGCAAGAUCAUCUCGUACGCACAAGGGUUCAUGCUGCUGCGCGAAGCCGCCAAGGUGCAUCAAUGGAACCUGAACUAUGGGAGCAUCGCUCUGAUGUGGCGCGGAGGCUGCAUCAUCAGGAGCGUGUUCCUCGGCAAUAUCAAGGACGCGUUCACGAAGAACCCUCAGCUGUCCAACCUGCUGCUGGAUCCGUACUUCACGAAGCACAUCGGCGCGUCGCAGGAGUCGCUGCGGCAGGUGGUGGCGCAGAGCGCGCUGGUGGGCGUGGCCGCGCCGGCCUUCGGCGCCGCGCUCGCCUUCUACGACGGCUACCGCACCGCCUUCUUGCCCGCUAACCUGCUACAGGCCCAGAGAGACUACUUUGGCGCGCAUACGUACGAGCUGGCCAAGAAGCCGGGCGAGUUCAUCCACACGAACUGGACCGGGCACGGCGGCAACGUGUCCGCCUCUACCUACACCACGUAGACAUGCUGACUGCAUGUGCCACUAAUAUAAUAUGGUGGUAUUCAACACUAGAGUAGCUACAGUAAAAAGAGAGAAUUUUAAUAUACAUUUGCGAUUCAUCUAUUUUUCGUAUAAUAUACCAACUUAUACACGGUGGCUAAAAAAUAAGUGCAUUUCCGUUGCCAGGGAGGUUACUCUACUAGGUACUAGGUAUACUGAGCAACUUUUACCAUGGGACCAACCCAGAAAUCGCGAAAAGAAAUUUGGCUGUUUCAUACAUUUUGGCUGGUCCAUUUUCUAUGGGAGGGUAAAUUUUUGUUUCGCGAUUUCGAAGUUGCUGGUCCCAUAGUAAAAGUUGCUCAGUAUAAUCCCAAAACCUCCCUGGCAUCGGGAAUGCACUUAUUUUUUAGCCACCCUGUAUAAAAUUAGAAAGAGUAAAACUUAAUUUUUUAUGAAAUUAAUUAUUUAAUUUUUGGAAAGGUUUACAUUUAUAUCAUAAUUAAGCGUUUAUUUAUUACACAGGCACCUAAAUCCAUAGUUUACUCUAAGUAACAUUGAAUACCACUUUAAUUCAGCUUGCUCCAUUUCUUUUUGGUUUUAGAACUCCAAGGACAACGGAAUUGUAUGUUUUAAACAAGUGAAUUUAUUUGACGAUAACGGAAAGUAUGUAGGUACUACGAAAUAAACGCUUACUGUAUUUGCAUUGCCCCCAAUAAUUACAUUGCAGUGCAGUCUUAACAAUGGUCUUGACUCAGCUUUUUUGAUGGUUUUUACUGUUUUUCCCUUGGGUGUGGCCAUAACAGCCAAGUAAUUCAUUUUAAAUACCCUCGAUUCUUUUAAAUAUAGUGAGAGAGUAAUCCAUGUUAUUGUUGAAUGUUGAUAUUGAAUGAAAACAACAUAAUUAUGUUUUAAGUAUAAGAGAUAAUUUUGUGUGUUUUAAAUAUCACUUCGAAACUAUUUAAUUUAUUUAUUACAAUCAUUCCUACUAAUAACAUUCCUUUGUCAGUCAAAAACUGAAGACUACAUUAAAUUACUAUUACAUUACAUUUACAUUGAAUUAUUAUUAUUUAUUAAAUAUGGUGAAUGGUAAAUUAUGGGGUGAAAUGUAAAAUGUUAUUGUGAUAAUUUCCUGCGUCAUGAGACUCAUAAGACAAGUGAUAU